AUGGAUUUUAUGUAUGAAGGCCGCGAAGCGGGCGUUCUAUUACAUCCAACGUCGCUGCCUAGCAAGUGCGGGAUUGUAGGGGACUUUGGGGAGAGUGCCGAGCCUUUCCUAGAUUAUCUUAGAGCGGCAGGUUUCUCUUAUUGGCAGGUGCUUCCUGUUGGGCCUUGCACUUAUUCUCAGUCCCAGCCUGGAUGCCCAUAUUUAAGCACCAGCUCAUUUGCUCUAAACCCACUACUGGUUUGUCCUGCUGGUUUAGUAUCCUCAAAGCUCGUGACGCAGGAAGAUGUAGCUAAGCUAGUAGCGAAGUGGCAGGCAAAACAGCAGGAGAGGAGAACCCUUAACACAGUCUCCCACUUGCAGGAGGAUGUGGACUGCGAAGCAUUCGUAGAUUACCAUGUAGCAAAGGGCUACAAAGAUGAACUGCUUGCGCUUGCGUACAAGACGUUUACAGAAGCAGUUCCCACCGAAGAAUAUGAAGAUUUUUGCAAGAGUAAUAAAUUCUGGCUCGACGGGUAUGUGCUGUUCGAGGCAAUACAAGCAAGACAUCCUGAUGCAUCCUCAUGGCUUGACUGGCCAGAGGAGUACCGGUCAUUUAAGAGCCUCGUUAAAAACGAAUCCUUGAUGCAGGGGCUUGAAUCGCCCACGGAGGACCAGAGCCUGUCUAAUAGGUCGGGUGGUGGCCCACCUGAGCUGUUACUACCACAGUUUCACCGCUUUGUGCAAUUCAUACUUUCCAAACAGUGGAGCCAGCUGCGUCGCCGGGCCAAUUCAAAGGGAAUUAAAAUUCUAGGCGAUAUAGCGUUCUAUGUUAACAUGCACUCAAGUGACGCUUGGAGCAACUCUGAAAUGUUCCAGAUGGAUAGUAGCACCAACAAGCCACUCUACGUUUCGGGUAAGGAAAUUAAGACGCUGCAGGCAGAUGGCGCGGCAUUUUCAAGCAGACUUAAUUUCGCGGAUGCACGGCCGCAACAGUUCUUAUUAGCUUUUGCUGCAUGUAAAGUGAUGGGCAUGCAGGCGUUCCACCCGAUUAUUUUAGCUCCGAAGGGCAACUUUGGGGGCAUCCUGUUUACGCAUGGGAUGCUCACGCUCGCACAAAUUUCAGCUGGUGGACGCGUCGUGUGGCUAGAAGCUUUGAAAAAUUUGAUGCUUGUCGCCUUGAUCACUUUCGUGGAUUCGAGUCUUACUGGCGAGUACCGUACGACUUUGCAGUGGAGCACAAAAGCGCAAGAAAUGGAGAGUGGGUAG
Molecule: messenger RNA, 1245 nt
Organism: Eimeria necatrix
Lineage: Eukaryota; Apicomplexa; Conoidasida; Eucoccidiorida; Eimeriidae
Product: 4-alpha-glucanotransferase, putative
Exons: 1
Coding region: 1-1245 (414 amino acids)
Biological process (GO): carbohydrate metabolic process
Molecular function (GO): 4-alpha-glucanotransferase activity
Source: RefSeq, a predicted model, not a curated record